UCGGAGAUCAGAGAUGGCGGGCGCCUCCGACCCCCUGGAAGAUAUGCUAUUUUCCGAGGUGGACGAGAAGGCUGUGAGCGACUUGGUGGGCUCGCUGGAGUCUCAACUCUCUGGCCAGAGCAACAAAGCAGACGAGAGCCGAGGCGCUGGGUCGGUUGCCCCCGCUAACCAUCACUUGGGGAAAACGCUAGCAGCUCCGGUGGGCUCCACAACAGUGGAUCAACAACAACAACAAGGGCGCCGCUAUAAAGCGGACAUGCACCAGGAUUUCAACUCUAAAGAUGAUAAAACUGUCACAUCUCCUUCCUUGGGCUGCACUCCUUCUUCCGGCGAGCCCUCCGUUGCUUCGACUCCAGCUGCCAACAACAGCGGCUCUCAAUCACAUGGAGCAUCCAUCACAACACCAACCGCGUCCGCCGGCGUGUCAGCUUCCCCGCCAGCCAGCAUCAGCACCGCCGAAGCCCGGCUCCCUUCCAAGGCUUCCCCGGGCUCAGGCGAGCCUCUCCCGGACGCAAACCCUGCGAAAAGACGGCCAGCCACUCUGCGACGGAGCGCCUCGGUUCGGAUUAAGAGUUUAAACGGCGCCGCCGUGACCACCAGACGGAACAGCGAGGACAGCACCCCAGUGGACGCUGUUAGCUCCACACCGAACUGCACCCGACCGGUGAGCACAUCCAUCAACACAUCAACGUUCACCCUAGCCAACGCCAGCUUGCCUGCGGGUCAGUCUGCCAUUGCCCUCGACCGGGGGACCCCGACCAUCGCCUUGCAGAGACUCCCCAGUCACAUAAUGGCCAGCAUCGCCCAGAACGGGACUAGCGUGUCGGCGAUGUCUCAGCAGGGCUCCCGGACCUCACCGGUCACCUCUCCUUCUUCCUCAUCGCCACCUGCCCAGGAGAACCACAAAAAAGCUGAGUCUGCAGUGGCUUCCAGCACAGAUGAAUGUCAGUCCAAAGUUGUCCCGUCCAGCUCUGUCAUAAACACAGUUUCCUCUGUUGCCAUGACGACAACAGCUGCCACCACCGCCACCACCACCACAACAAGUCAACCUCUGACCACCACCAUUUCUAGCACCACGACCACCACGACCACCGCCACCACCGCCGCGGUGACCGCCCCCAUAACGGCAAGCUGCAUAAGCGGUCAAACCACGUCGGUGACCACGACGAUUAGCACGGUCCGGCCUGCCGCCGCCUCGCCGACAGCACAGGCUCAGACGCGGCUGACAGCACCUCAAAGACUGGUGGCACCACAACUUAUUGUCAGACCUCCCCAGCAGCAGACGACCAUCCAGCUGCCCCCUGGGUUCACCAUCCCACCCGGCAUGGUGUUGGUCCGGACCGAGUUAGGCCAGCUGGUGUUGAUCCCUCAGCAGGCCUUGGCUCAAGCUCAAGCCCAGGCUCAGGCUCAGGCCCAGGCCCAGGCCCAGGGUCAGACCCAGAAUAGCAUCUCGCCGCGACCUGCCACUCCCACCACGGGCGCAACCUUCAGGGUCACGACGCCACAGUCUACAGCGACCUCUCAGACCACCAGGCAGUGUCCUUUGACCCCGGCCAAGGUGGCGCCGUCUCCCUCUCCCACUCCCACUCCUUCCAGCCCUGCUCUUCAGACCUCCUCUUCCUCUUCUUCUUCCUCCUCCUCUACCUCAUGUCCCGCACUGCGCCCAAAGGGCCCCGUGGCCCCGGCCGUGGCGGUGACGGCUCCGCAGCAGACCCCCGUGGUUAUGGCCCCCCAGGCCCCGACCCAGGCCGCCUCCCAGCCCGCGCAGCCUCCGCAGACGGCCCCCGGAGGACCUAUCGUGUCCCAGGAAAUGCAGGAAAACGUGAAGAAGUGUAAAAACUUCCUGGCCACCCUCAUCAAGCUGGCGUCCCACAAUUCUCCGUCGCCCGAGACCUCCAAGAACGUCAAAUCUCUGGUUCAGGACCUGCUGGAUGCCAAGAUCGAGCCUGAGGAGUUCACCAGCCGGCUGCAGACGGAGCUCAAGUCCUCGCCGCAGCCUUACCUGGUGCCCUUUCUUAAGAAGAGCCUCCCGGCCCUGCGGCUGUCGUUGCUCAACAGUCAGCAGUCGCUGACCCACCCCCCGCAGGGACUCAAACAGGCGCCCGGCGGCGUUGUUCCCACCGCUGUCGGAGGCGGUCCGGUCGUCCACAUACACCACCCGAACAGUGUCAGCACCCCCGCCGGUGCCGUGGGUCACGCAGCUGCCAUGGGUAUGAAAACCACCGGCCCAGUAGGUGGACAAGUUCGCGUUCCGGUGAUGCCCACACAGUCUGCGAGAGCUCAAGGCACAAUGGGGAAGGUAGGCGCCUUUCAAGCCGGGAGGACUCCAGUGGGCUUGGCUGUCCAGAUCUCGGGCAAUCAGAAAAACAAGCUCAACGACCCCGGAGGAGGCUCGUUCAGGGAUGACGACGACAUCAACGACGUGGCCUCCAUGGCCGGCGUCAACCUGAACGAGGAGAGCGCCAGGAUCCUCGCCACCAACUCGGAACUGGUGGGCACGCAGAUCCGCUCGUGUAAGGACGAAGCCUUCCUCCACCCGGGACUCCUCCAUCGGCGGAUCCUGGAAACAGCAAAGAAGUUUGGAGUCAUGGACGUCCCCAUGGAGGUGGUGACGUUCAUCUCGCACGCUGCCCAAUCGCGACUUCGAACAGUUGUAGAAAAAGUGUCGGCCAUUGCGCAGCACCGGCUGGACUCCUGCAAGGACGACGAGUGCUACGAGCAGUCGGCGGACGUCCGUUCCCAGCUGCGCUUUUUCGAGCAACUGGAGAGGAUGGAGAAGCAAAGGAAGGACGAGCAGGAGAGAGAGAUCCUGUUAAAAGCCGCCAAGAGCCGCUCCAGGCAAGAGGACCCAGAGCAAGCUCGGCUGAAACAGAAAGCGAAGGAGAUGCAACAGCAGGAACUGGCCCAGAUCAGGCAGCGGGAUGCUAACCUCACAGCGCUAGCGGCUAUUGGACCCCGCAAAAAACGCAAGGUGGACUCACCGGGGGCCACUCCAUCAGGGACCGAGGUUUCGGCGGGCUCCCCGGCGGGCUCCUCGACCACGCCCGCCUCCUCGUCACGCCAGUACGCCCGGCAGCGCAUCACACGCGUCAACCUCAGGGACAUCAUCUUCUUCAUGGAGCAGGAGAGAGAGACCGCCCACUCGCUGCUCCUCUACCGCGCCCUCCUCAAGUAGCGUCCUCGUCCUCGUCCUCGUCCUCGUCCUCCAGCCAGGUGCCUUCAGAUCAGGUGUCAGCUCUGCGUUUGCAGCCGGUGACUUCCUGUCUAGAUUUUCUGAAGAGAAAAGGUUGUUGAUGUGUUAGCUUCAUUGAGGGGCCGCCAUCUUUUUUUUCUUUUUUAACGCUUCGCGUUUCCUCUUCUCGCCCCCAAAGCGUCUCUGACAUCACGACCAUAUAAGGACGUCCUGUUGCUAUUUAGUCACCUUGUCUUCAUCAAGGAAAAGCACCUUCCUGGUGUAAAUAAUCCUUACAAGUUACCUUAAACACAACAAGGAAGAAUAGCGCCUCCUUUUUUUGGGGGGGCAACCGUCGUCAUAGCAACCGCAACACUGAAAAGAAAACUGUCAAAUCACCAAAAUGAAGUGUUUUAAAGCCUCAAGAAAAAAACGAAAAAACGUAUUCACUUGUUCAAACACGUGAAAAAGUCUUAUUUUUCCUCCCUUAAAAGUAUGACUUCAAUCCUGAAAAUUAGGAUAGUUAUUUCCUUGUAAAAAUACAACUUUAAUUUGUGAGAUCAAUACUUUUAUCUGUGAAAAGAGCACCAAUUAUUAAAAAAAUUAUACGAUUUUAAUUAUUUAUUUUGUUUUUAAAUACAACUUUAAAAGUCUUUUUUUUCCCCCCGACUAACUUAAAAAAACAUGGUCAGUACUUUUCUUUAAAAAAAUUAUAUUUACAAUUAUUUAUUUGUGCACUGUUACGUUUGAGACGAGCACGCAUAUGUCCAUCCAUCCAUCCAUUUCCUACCGCUUGUCCCUUUUGGGGUCGCGGGCACGCAUAUGUUUUUCUUUUUCUUUAUGCAUUCUAAAUCGUAAACAAACACUAGCAAAAGUCAGCUAACAAUAGAGGAAAUGGCAUUCAUUCUAUUCUGCCUAUUAAAGGCUCUAAAAAACAUCCUAGGUUUGAAAGU
Messenger RNA from Entelurus aequoreus (snake pipefish), 4125 nucleotides. Its product is annotated as transcription initiation factor TFIID subunit 4. NCBI's taxonomy places the organism in Eukaryota, Metazoa, Chordata, Actinopteri, Syngnathiformes, Syngnathidae. Gene Ontology annotation, molecular function: protein heterodimerization activity; RNA polymerase II general transcription initiation factor activity; DNA binding. The transcript has 15 exons. The coding region runs from base 14 to 3175 and encodes 1053 amino acids. Gene Ontology annotation, cellular component: transcription factor TFIID complex. Gene Ontology annotation, biological process: DNA-templated transcription; transcription initiation at RNA polymerase II promoter. The record is from RefSeq and is a predicted model, not a curated record.